GCAGUUUAGAUGGGAGCGGAGCGGCGCUAAGGAGGUUUUUGUUCCGGGCCCGGCCGCCGCCAUCUUGUGUCAGUGCGGGUCGGAGGAGGAAGAGGCAACAGCGCAGAGCGGUGACUCGGCAGCAGCAGCGGCCGCGGCGGGGCCUGACACAGCCUCAUUGGAUGGAGGGGGCAGGGAUUUCAGAGAAGAGCCAGAAUAAAAAAUCCAGGGGGUCAGUCAGCAGGGAGCAAUGGGCACAGAUGUCCAGCUCGCCGUUGUCCAAGAAGCGUCGCUUGUCUGAUUCAGAGACGAAGACGGGUUCAAACUGCUCUUCUGGCAAAUCCGUACAGACUGAUCUGCGCGAGGCGCCUGCCAACGGUAUGGCCAAGAAUGGAAGUGAAACAGACAUUGAUGAGGGUCUGUACUCAAGGCAGCUAUACGUGCUGGGCCAUGAGGCCAUGAAGCGAAUGCAGAAUGCCAGCAUUCUAGUGUCAGGCCUGCGAGGACUGGGUGUGGAGAUUGCCAAGAACAUCAUCUUGGGUGGAGUUAAAUCUGUCACAAUUCAUGACCAGGGUGUGGCUGAGUGGUCUGACCUCUCUUCCCAGUUCUACCUACGUGAGGAGGACCUGGGAAAGAAUCGGGCUGAGGUAUCCCAGCCACGGCUUGCUGAGCUCAACUCCUAUGUACCUGUUACUGCCUACACUGGGCCCCUCAGUGAGGACUUCCUCAGCAACUUUCAGGUGGUUGUGCUCACCAAUUGUCCCCUGGAGGAGCAGCUGCGCAUUGGUGACUUCUGCCACAAUGAAGACAUUAAGCUGGUAGUGGCAGAUACAAAGGGUCUCUUUGGCCAGUUGUUCUGUGACUUUGGUGAUGACAUGGUUGUGACAGACACUAAUGGGGAGCAGCCACUCAGCGCCAUGGUCUCCAUGAUUACCAAGGGGUGCCCUGGAGAGGUAACCUGUCUGGAUGAGGCUCGGCAUGGCUUUGAGACUGGGGACUUUGUUUCUUUCACUGAAGUUGAGGGCAUGAAGGAGCUCAACAGCUGUGAACCGAUGGAAAUCAAAGUGCUUGGCCCUUACACAUUCAGCAUUGGCGACACCUCCAACUUCUCAGAUUAUGUACGUGGUGGUAUCGUCACCCAGGUCAAGAUGCCAAAAAAGAUUAGUUUUAAAUCUCUGCGUACAUCUCUGCCAGAGCCAGAGUUUAUUAUCACUGACUUUGGCAAGUUUGACCGACCAGGACAGUUGCAUUUGGGAUUCCAGGCUUUGCAUGAGUUCCACAAGAAGCAUGGCCGUUUCCCCAAGCCUCGCAGUCAGGCAGAUGCUGAUGAGGUGCUAGCUUUGGUCAAGGAUUUGAAUGAGCAAGCAACACCCCCACUCAGACAAGAGCAGCUAAAUGAGAACGUCAUUAAAGAAUUGGCCUUCCAGGCCAGUGGAGACCUGGCACCUGUCAAUGCCUUCGUUGGGGGCCUGGCUGCACAAGAAGUCAUGAAGGCUUGCUCAGGCAAAUUCAUGCCUAUCACACAGUGGCUGUACUUUGAUGCACUGGAGUGCUUGCCUGAGGAAAACAAGGAUGUUCUGACUGAGGAGAAGUGUUCCCCUAAACACUGUCGAUACGAUGGGCAAAUUGCUGUCUUUGGCAGUGACCUGCAGGAUAAGCUGGGUCAGCAGAAGUAUUUUCUGGUUGGAGCUGGUGCCAUUGGCUGUGAGCUGCUGAAGAACUUUGCUAUGAUUGGUCUAGGGUGUGGGCAAGGUGGAGAGGUGGCUGUGACUGACAUGGACACAAUUGAGAAAUCAAACCUCAACCGGCAAUUCCUCUUCCGGCCUUGGGAUGUUACAAAAAUGAAAUCUGAUACAGCGGCAGCAGCUGUGAAGGAAAUGAACCCCAACAUCCACAUCACAAGCCACCAAGACCGCGUGGGCCCAGACACUGAGCGGGUUUAUGAUGACGACUUCUUUGAGAGCCUUGACGGAGUGGCAAAUGCACUGGACAACGUGGAUGCUAGGAUGUACAUGGAUCGUCGCUGCGUCUAUUACCGGAAGCCCCUGCUGGAAUCAGGGACGCUGGGGACCAAAGGGAACAUCCAGGUGGUGAUCCCCUUCCUUACAGAGUCCUACAGCUCCAGCCAGGACCCUCCAGAAAAAUCCAUCCCCAUCUGUACUCUCAAAAACUUUCCCAAUGCCAUUGAGCACACCCUGCAGUGGGCCCGUGAUGAAUUUGAAGGCCUUUUCAAGCAGCCUGCAGAGAAUGUCAAUCAAUACAUCACAGACCCCAAGUUCAUGGAGCGGACCCAGAAGCUGCCAGGUACUCAACCUUUGGAGGUGUUGGAAGCCGUCUACAAGAGCUUGGUGACUGAUCGGCCUAAAUCAUGGGCUGACUGUGUGGCUUGGGCAUGCAACCAUUGGCACACCCAAUACAGUAACAAUAUUCGUCAGCUGCUGCACAACUUCCCUCCAAACCAGAAAACUAAUUCAGGAACUCUCUUCUGGUCAGGUCCAAAGCGAUGCCCUCAUUCACUCACCUAUGAUGUCAACAAUCCCUUGCACAUGGAUUAUGUGGUGGCAGCUGCAAACUUGUUUGCACAAACGUAUGGCAUCACAGGCACCAGGGAUAGAGCAGCCAUAGUGGAGCUGUUGUGCCAGGUGCAAGUUCCAGAAUUCACUCCAAAGUCUGGUGUUCGCAUCCACAUCUCUGAUCAGGAGCUGCAGAAUGCCAAUGCCUCAGUUGAUGACAGCCGAUUGGAGGAGCUGAAAUCCUCGCUCCCAAGUCCCCAGCAACUGCAAGAAUUCAGGAUGUUUCCCAUUGAUUUUGAAAAGGAUGAUGACACAAAUUUCCACAUGGAUUUCAUUGUGGCUGCAUCCAACCUACGAGCAGAGAACUAUGAUAUUCCUCCUGCUGACCGGCACAAGAGCAAGCUGAUUGCAGGGAAAAUCAUACCAGCCAUUGCCACAACGACGGCAGCCGUAGUAGGUUUGGUGUGCCUGGAAUUAUACAAAGUGAUACAGGGCCACAAGCGACUUGAGUCCUACAAGAAUGGCUUCCUCAACCUGGCAUUGCCUUUCUUUGGUUUCUCUGAGCCCAUUUCUUGCCCCAAGAACAAGUAUUAUAGCACUGAGUGGACUUUGUGGGACCGUUUUGAGGUGCAGGGUAUCCAGCCCGAUGGACAGGAGAUGACACUGCGUGAGUUCCUGGCUUAUUUCAAGAAGGAGCACAAGCUGGAGAUAACAAUGCUGUCCCAAGGAGUCUCUAUGCUCUACUCGUUCUUUAUGCAGCCAGCCAAGCUGAAAGAGCGCCAUGACCAGCCGAUGACUGAGAUUGUCACCAGAGUCUCAAAGAAGAAGAUUGGUCGGCAUGUGAAGGCCCUGGUCUUUGAGCUGUGCUGUAAUGACGACAGUGGGGAUGACACAGAGGUGCCCUACGUGCGCUACACCAUCCGCUAGCAAUCCCUUUGUUAGCACCACCCACCUGCCUGCCACGGACUGUUAGUGCGGGGGGAGGGUCCGCCUCCCUCCUUCACCCUUCACGGUUAAAGUGACUCAAAACAUGAAAUAACUUUUGUACCCUUUUAAGAUGUUUUUGUUUUUGUCUCAAUCAGGGCCUGGGCAACUCUCCACUCCUGUGGCUCCACCCUCCCAUCCUUAGACCUUGCAGUUAUGUCAUGUUUUUGAGGCGCCUUAACCCCCCCAUCUCCCAUCCUGUCCUUUAAUGUUAGUCGUGUUGUGUUUUGGCUCCUGCACCACCACCUCCCCUCCCCCUCCAUCAGUCUCACUGGUGGGUGAGGCUGCAUCCUCUCUCAUUGUGUUCUUGAGAGAGGGCUUGUAAUGGGAAGUUCCUCCUCAUCUUCUGACCACCUGGAGGCCUUGCCCUGGCUAGCUUUGGGGGGAGCGGAUGCGAUGGGUGGAGAGCGUAGGUCAGAACUGGUAAAAAAAAGUAAAUGAGUCAAUAAACGUUUGCAAAAGCCAGUGGUCCUUUAUUGUUCAACCAGGGAACCAAAGAAGGAUUGCUGAAGUGUACGUAACUUGAAAUUGUAACCAUUGUUCAAAUGCCUGGAAUUUUCAUGCUGCUGCUAAGGACUGCCUUGAUUAAGGGAGAUGGAGGUAGGUAGGUGUUGGAUUGGACUGAUAUUAUCUCCGUUUGCAGAUCCAUAUAAGUUCCAUAACCACCUUUGCAAGCAGUUUGUGUUUUCUUAGUCAUGUUUUGUAUGUAGUGCUGCUGUCCGAAGAUUCUUCCCCCACAUACUGCCCCAAAUAUUCACAUGUGGGA
Rhineura floridana is the source of this 4242-nucleotide messenger RNA. RefSeq names its product ubiquitin like modifier activating enzyme 1 (gene UBA1). Gene Ontology annotation, molecular function: SUMO activating enzyme activity. Lineage: Eukaryota; Metazoa; Chordata; Lepidosauria; Squamata; Rhineuridae. The record is from RefSeq and is a predicted model, not a curated record. The transcript is spliced from 27 exons. Gene Ontology annotation, biological process: protein sumoylation. Gene Ontology annotation, cellular component: cytoplasm; SUMO activating enzyme complex. The coding region runs from base 162 to 3419 and encodes 1085 amino acids.